GGACGGAGUGUAAUGGCGUUCCUAGUAAUUUUAUUAUUGGUGUGAGAUAUUGCGUGCACGUAUUUAUGUUGAGCAUAAAUAAUAAAGUGGAUGAUAAUAAGUUAUUGGCUCCACCGAUAUUAUAUUACGGUAGUUAUUGACUUUAUUCCAUUUGCAAAUUCACAGAACUAGGUUCUCGGAAUAUGGUAUCCAUUUUGUGAUCAACCUUGUUGUGUGGCGCUUUUGAUUAAAAUGGGAGCACCGAUUCACACCUGCAUUCCUGAAGGAAAAAUUGUUCUAAUUCACUCUUAAAAGAGUGAUGGACUCCUACAAUAUAUUUGGUGAUGAUGGAAGCGGUAUGUUGGAAGGACUCACUGAUCUUGGCGGAUCAGACAGUUUUGCCGGUAAUUCGUCAUCUGGGGUAGCUGGAGAUAAUAAAGAUGCGUCAGAUAAUAGUUACAGGCAACCCUAUAAUCAGGGUAGCGCAACACAAGAGGGUGCCCUACAAAAACUUCCUCCAUUUGGGAGUACUAGUGGUGGUGGUAUAGCUGGUCCCCAACCAGUUCCGACACCGGGCGGUGGGCCCCCUGCACCAGAAUACCACGACUAUGGAGCCUAUCCACCAAGGCCUCGUCUGCCACAGCCACCGCAUGGUCCUCUUCAUCCGCCGCAUCAUGUACACCCCUCACAUUCAUAUCCUGGGUAUCACCCAGGACCUGAUCCGAUGUAUGGCAUGCCAGAACAACCAGGUAUUGGAGACAUGUGGUCUGGUGCACCAGCAGCUAAUCGCUACGCUCCUAUUGCUCCAGGCUAUCGACACUCGUAUGAACACCAACAAAAAAUACACCAAUACCCCCCACAACAGGGUCCUGGUAUAGGCGGAAUUCAAGCACAAAAUGGUGCAUACCUACCGAGGCAACCUCAUUUCUCUCAACCGACAUCACAACAACUUUAUGGGCAGCAGCAGAAUUAUCCAAACUAUACACAAAUGCAUCCUCCAGCGACAUCGAGGAUUAAUCAACAUCCUUCGUACCAUCAACAAAUGGAUGUAAAUCCACAUCAGUAUGGAUUACCCCAUGGACAACAUGCUGCAGCGGCAAGUCACGCUGGCAUGCCACAACACCAGUCUCAUCAGAAUAUGGCUAGCCAUGCUGCCGGCAUUGGCUCGGGCAUCCAAGGCCAUCCAAAUGUCCAUCUUCACCACGCGGGAGCACCUCCUCUUCAUCAUGUGCCUCGUCAGCCUCCUGUUCCACCAUCAUCUGUGGCUCCUUCGCAUCCAGUCCCAUCACAGAUGCCCUAUGCCUCGCCUCAUCAUUCUGUUUCAAUGAAUUACCAGUCUCAUCAAGUUCAACAUCCUCUUGAUGUGAAUGUUACGAAUCAAUAUACUGUAAAGCCUGCUGGUAUCGAAACUGGAAGUCCUCAAUACCGUCCUCCUUUCCCCCAAUUAUCUCCUCAAAUGUCUCCAAGAGCACAGAUGUCACCAAGACAACAACCACAACCUCAAUUGUCUCCGAGGCCUGUGAUGUCACCAGUGAAAGGUCCUAGCGCGUCGCCUCAUGGUCCUCGUAACGUAGCGCAGUCACCAGUUUCUUCUGGCCCACCGCCAUCCACAAGUUCAUUCACAACACAAAAUACGCUUCAAGCUUUAGAACAAAUGGUUUUACCCACUGGUGGAGAAUAUUCAUAUCAACGCAACCCAGCGUCGCCUGCUGUGGGUCACGUCGUGUCUUCACCGUCUCAGUGGAGUCAAAACAAAAUACCGACACCUGUUAGUAAUAAUGUAACACAGAUGGAAGUUAGUGAUCAGUCUAAUAAACCUAUCGAUACUCCACCGCCAGUGCUGGCUUCAAAACAACCAGAAGCGGUAAAAAUUGCGACAAAUAGUGGGGUUGAUUUGAAAACUACAGAAAAGCCUGAAAGUGAUAGAGCUGAUAGCGUAAACUCCGCAAAUACUUUUACACCGCCCGUUGGCAUUAAUAACAUUCCUAACGACGGAAUUCCAAUAAAUACAUCUAAUAACUCUACAAACGCCGUAAAUUUGCCAAAAAUGUCGACUGACUUGGAAUCACAUGAUAAAUUGUCUCUUGAGCAGCAAUCUAGUAAAAUUGUGCAAUCUUUACAAACGGAUGAAGAAGAAACCAGUGAAAAAAGUGAUGUCUCCAAAUUAAAUAAAAAUGAACCGAAUAUCGAAUCUAAUCAAACGUCGACGGAUAGUUCAAAUGGAUCAGGAAGUAACGAACAAUUAUUGUGCCCUACGAAGACUUUACCUCCUACUAGCACAAAUAAUGCUGCUCCUUCUGGUGAGCAUACACAAAACAUUUCACAACAUAGUAGUAUGCAUUUACCUAUGAACCUCCCACAUCCAGUACACACAUCCAAUACGAUGGCAAACUCGCCUCUGCAAACAAUGAAUGUUAAUAGAAAUCAAGGUUAUCCAACUCAGAAUAUUACUCCUACGAUGCCUAUGAUGCCGCAGAGCACACCUUCAAACCUUCCACCAACUGUACCAUCUAGUUUGCAAAGCAGCACAGCCCAUAAUGUUUCUACUUCUUUCCAAAAUAGUCCUACAUCUGGAACUCAAGCAGGGGCAAAUGUUCAAUCUAAUAAUCCUAUACAACACCCAAAUGUUCCAAACAAUGUGUCUUCAAGUAUACCUGGUCAUACUCCACAAAACAAUUUGCCAUGUAUACCACCAACAAUUACGAAUAUGCCAGGAAAUUUGCAGCCAAAUGUACCCAAUGUUCCGAGUAACAUACCGAUUGGAUCGUCAAAUGCACCUGCAAGUAUACCAAACGUUCAAGUAGGUAUGCCAAUAGGAGUUCCAGGAAUGCAUCAAAAUAUGGGUCCCAAUAUGCCACCAGGCCAAACUAAUAUAAUGCCAAACAUGCCUCACAACCUGAGUCCAAAUAUAAUGAUGUUGGGACCUAAUACAAUGCCACAUCCAAAUAUGCCAAGUAUGUAUCCGACAUCUCAUCACCAAGAAAGAGUUUCGUUGCAGCAACAGAUACAAGAAAUAUAUUGCUUGCCUCCGUCAAAUGAAAACCAAGAGAAGGUUAGAUGUCUACAAGAAAGAAUGGCUUUAUUACAACAACAUGAAACAAAUGACAAAUGUAACGGCGGUCCUAAUUGUGUUUUACAAAAUCCAGUUUAUGGAUCGAAGAUGGUGGAAAGUCCUCAAGUAACCAGUACUACGGGUCGUGGACGGGGGAAAGGUCCAGCGAAGCCUAGAAAACCAAGAGCCAAGAAAGAAAAAAUAAUACCUGCUAUACAACCUCUUGACCAACUACCUGUGUCUGAAGACUGUGUGACAGCUGGUACAGGAAUUCAAAACAAUACCGAAUUGGAUCCAGAAUUAAAUGAAGAUAUGACAAAUUUGGAUAGUAGUGCGCUAUCUAUCGACGAUGGUGCAAAGGUGAAAAAACCGAGAGGUCCUCGUAAAAAUAAGGAAAGGAAACCAAGAACUCCAAAAGAGCCUAAAACUGGUAAGGACGGUGAUAAACCAGUAAAAGAACGCAAGAAACGUGAGCCCAAAGAUCCAAAUGCUCCAAAAAGAAAAAGGAAUACUAAAAAAGAAGGAACUGAAGUACUAGCAGAUACUACAACAGCCUACGAUUUUUCUGAUAAGGACGGUGACAGUAAGUCGGCUGACCAGACUUUACUGAGUAAAAGUUUAAUCGGUACGGAUGCAACAAAGAGCAAUUCAGAUUUGCCCUGUUUAGAUGAUACUAAUGUUACCGAUUUUGAUGAUAUUCCAGUGUCAAAAAUUGCUAUUAAAGAUUUGCUUGAAGAAGCAGAAGCAAAGAGAGACCAAGAAGAAAAAGACGACGAUACGGAUUCAGUAAAUCAAAAAAGAAGAUCAAAGAAACGUUCUUCGGCAGGAAGUAGUUGUAAAAAAAUGGCCUUAAAAAGGACUCCCGGUGGGCGAAGAAAGCGGCGUGGUGGAUUAAUACCAGACUCUGAUGGAGAACCUGAUGAUUUAAUGUCGACUCCACCACCUUCUCCACCUCCAGAAGGCGAUGACAGCUUGAAAAGACGUUCUGCUAGAAACACUCAGCGAAAAAAAUAUACUGACGAUGUUAUGCUACGAUUGUCAGAUGAUGAGUUUACAAUGUCUACUCCAAAACAAGACAAAGAAUUUAAAUCUGAGGUCCUCAAUUCUGAAGCUAAAGACGUCAUCAGGCCUGACGGGACACCAAAACCUAAUUUUAUGUAUGUCAAUACUACGGACGAAGAUGCUAUGAUUGUUCAACAUGUUUUAGCAAGCAGAAUGGGCAAAAGAGAAUUAAAAAUAGAGCAACCGCCUAUUGAAGCCGUCCCUAAAACGGAACAGGACGAGAGCACGCACUCUGACGAAACUAAAACUGAAACUGAUAAUACACAAGUUCCUUCAGAAACUGUUUUGGAAAAUACUAGUGUAGUUGAAAAUAUUAGUGCCAGUCGGGAAGAACUAAGCGAUAAUAAACAUAUUUCAAGUUGUGAUGAAACUAAAGAAGAAAUUGUUAUAAAUAACAAAGAAAAUAUAGUUGAAGAGAUAAAAAUAGAAGAACCUGAUAAAUUGGAGGACAAAGAGAACGGUGAUAUAAAAAAUAAAAAGCCAGUUAUGGUUGAUGUUGAAGAAUAUUUUGUCAAGUAUCGUAAUUUCUCGUAUUUACAUUGCGAGUGGAAGACUGAAGAAGAACUUUAUAAAGGAGACAAGAGAAUUUUUUCUAAAAUUAAACGUUUCAAACAAAAACAAGCGCAGCAGAUGAAUAUAUUUGAAAUGCUGGAUGAUGAACCUUUUAAUCCAGAUUAUGUCGAAGUCGAAAGGAUUUUAGAUAUGUCGGAGAAUCAAGAUCCCGCAAAUAAAACUGUAGUAAAACAUUAUCUAGUAAAAUGGAAAAGCUUGCAAUAUGAAGACAGCACUUGGGAAUUGGAGGAAGAUAUCGAUGUCGAUAAAAUUAAGCAAUAUAAAAUAUUUAGUGAAAUACCGCCUAAAGAAAAAUGGAAAUAUAAGAAAAAACCAUCUGCCGAUCAUUGGGUACAGUUGAAAGAGUCUCCCCUCUACAAAGGCGGUAACACAUUGAGACCUUAUCAGCUCGAAGGGCUUAAUUGGCUAUUAUUUUCGUGGCACAAUAACCGUAAUUGUAUUUUAGCAGAUGAAAUGGGUCUUGGCAAGACUAUCCAGAGCUUGACUUUUGUUAACUCUGUCUGGGAAUAUGGUAUAAGAGGGCCAUUCUUAAUUAUAGCGCCGUUGUCGACUAUUCCCAAUUGGCAGAGAGAAUUUGAGGGAUGGACUGAUAUGAAUGUUGUUGUCUAUCAUGGCUCCCAACAAAGCAAAAGUAUGUUACAGGAAUAUGAAUUUUAUUACAAAAAUGAGAAUGGUGAACCAAUAAAAGAGAUUACAAAGUUUAACGUUUUAAUAACUACGUUUGAGAUAAUCGUCACCGAUUUCCAAGAGCUGAAAUCUUUUAAUUGGCGUAUAUGUGUCAUAGACGAAGCUCAUAGACUAAAAAACCGCAAUUGUAAAUUGUUGGAAGGAUUAAGACAACUUCAUUUAGAACACAGAGUACUGUUAUCUGGCACUCCAUUGCAAAACAAUGUAAACGAAUUGUUUUCACUAUUGAACUUUUUGGAACCAACUCAGUUUGCAAGUAGCGAUGCAUUCCUUAAUGAAUUUGGUCAACUAAAAACAGAAUCUGAAGUAGUAAAGUUACAGGCUUUACUAAAACCUAUGAUGCUAAGAAGGUUAAAAGAAGACGUGGAGAAAACGCUGGCUCCUAAAGAAGAAACCAUAAUUGAAGUUGAAUUGACAAACAUACAGAAAAAAUAUUAUAGAGCAAUAUUAGAGAGAAAUUUCAGUUUUCUGGCAAAAGGAACUGCAUCAGCUGCAAACAUUCCUAAUCUGAUGAAUACCAUGAUGGAACUCCGAAAGUGCUGUAUACAUCCAUACCUUUUGAAUGGCGCAGAAGAUCAAAUACAGUUUGAUUACAAACAAGCUCAUGGAGAGGAUAAAGAAGCAUACUACAAAGCUCUAAUUCAGUCUUCCGGUAAAAUGGUGUUAGUAGAUAAAUUAUUGCCAAAACUAAAAGCCGGUGGACAUCGCGUUUUAAUAUUCAGCCAGAUGGUCAGAUGUCUGGAUAUUUUGGAAGAUUAUCUACUUUAUAGAAAAUAUCCUUUCGAAAGAAUUGAUGGGCGAAUAAGAGGGAACUUGAGACAAGAAGCUAUUGAUAGAUUUUCUAAACCUGAUUCUGAUAGAUUUGUAUUUUUGCUGUGCACUAAGGCUGGAGGCCUGGGUAUUAAUUUAACGGCAGCAGAUACUGUCAUAAUUUAUGAUAGUGACUGGAAUCCUCAAAAUGACUUACAAGCUCAAGCUCGCUGUCAUCGUAUAGGUCAACAAAAAAUGGUGAAGAUUUAUCGGCUUAUUUGUCGUAAUACUUAUGAAAGAGAAAUGUUCGACAAAGCAUCCCUAAAAUUAGGGUUAGACAAAGCUAUAUUGCAAAGUAUGAAUACGGCUCAAGGAAAAGAGGCAGGCUUAAAACAACUUUCAAAGAAGGAAAUAGAGGAUUUGCUCAAGAAGGGAGCUUAUGGAGCAGUCAUGGAUGAAGAUAAUGCAGGUGACAAAUUCUGUGAGGAAGACAUUGAGAUGAUAUUAGCACGAAGAACCCAAGUUAUUCAAAUGGAAUCUGAAAAAGGAUCUACAUUUUCCAAAGCUAGUUUUGCUGCGACUGAUCAAAGAUCCGAUAUUGAUAUUAGAGACCCAGAUUUCUGGAAUAAAUGGGCAAAGAAGGCAGAAAUUGACACCACUGAGAAAAAAGAAGACGAGGACCUCAUAGUAACAGAACCUAGAAAGCGCACCGUCAUUAAACGAUAUGGACAUGAUGAUGGACCAAUGGAAAUGUCCGAUAUGGAAGCGACACCAGAUUCUGACGAAGAUGAAGAUGGCAUUAGCUUGAGGAGUAAAAAGAAAAAGGACAAACUCGGCAGAAAAGGCAGACGUUACGCCAGUGACGACUACAUUCCUCGCCAUGAAGGGGUACCAGUCGAUGAAGAAGUUGUAUAUGGGUCAUGGACUAGAUCUGAGUGUUUCAAAAUAGAAAGAGGACUUCUCACGUUCGGUUGGGCACGUUGGGAAGAAAUUGUUGAUAAAAAUCAAUUUAGAAAAGGCUGGACGAUACCUGUCAUAGAAGACUGCGCGCGUAUCAUCGUAUUAUAUUGUUUACGGCACUACAAGGGUGAUGAAAAAAUAAGAAAUUUUAUUUGGGAUUUGAUUGAGCCUUGUGAAAAUGGUGAAGUUACAAUAUCCAGAAAUCAUAGUGGGCUUCAUAAUCCGGUACCUCGAGGCAGAAAUGCAAAAAAGAAAAAUAGACCUAAGGAUAUACCAAAAGUGACUGAUAUUCAGAAAUGGGAAGACUCCAACCAUUGGAGUUCUGCCGAAAAAUAUGACUGUGAAGCUUAUUUAGAAAGUAGUUACAAAAAGCACCUGUACAGACAUGCCAACAAGGUACUGCUGCGAGUUCGCAUGAUGUAUUAUAUCAAACAUGAAGUCAUAGGUGAAUAUGCUGUGCAGAUAGAGAAUGGGACUCAUGCCAGUUCCCUGGGAAUGCGAGUGCCCCGUGGAGUGGACAGCGCGCCGCCACGGCUGUGGUGGGACUCUGAGUGUGACGUGUCGCUGCUGGUGGGCACCUACAUCCACGGCUAUGAGAACUAUCUCGCCAUGCGCUCCGACCCCCAGCUGUGUUAUGUCGACAAAUUGGGUCCCCCUGAUGAUGCUGAGUGCACCGAUAUCAAAAGCGAAGAGCGUAAAGUUCGAGGCAGCGGUGUGGGCGACGAGGACUGCACAGAUGACGUGUCGAGCGGCGCCGGCGCCACGUCGCCCGCCGCGUCACCGCGGCCCGACGACGACACCGCGCUCGGCGGCGGCGGCCUGUGGCCCUCCAUGCAGGACCUCAACACGCGUCUGCGACGGCUCAUCACCGCCUACCAGCGCAACUACAAGCGUGAAGAACUCAAAUUACAGCAAAGAGCUAAGAUGGAACGACGAGAACGUAUGGACCAACUGGCUAGAGACGAAAUGUCGCAGUGGCGAUGGACGCGGGCUGACGAAGAAGCUUUCCGUCGCACAGUCGCGUCCUACGGGGUGGAGUUCGAUCCGGCUACGAAAAGUCUACGAUGGAGUCGCUUUAGAACAUUAGCUCGCCUCGACUCGAAGAGCGACGACGCCCUAACCGACUAUCUGAAAGCCUUCAUGGCGAUGUGUAAGCGUCAAUGCGGUCUCUCGGUGGGUGAAGCUGAAUUACCCACGCGGGCCGAUUUAAAAGCAGAACCUAUCGGGGAAGAGAGAGCUAUUGCUACUUUGGAAAGGAUCGACUUGUUGCGCGUGCUGCGCGAGGAGGUGGCGCCGCACCCGGCGUUGGACGCGCGCCUGGCGUUGUGCGAGCGCUCCAGCGACGCGCCCGCCUGGUGGCAGCCCGCCAGGCACGACAAGCUGCUGGUCUUGGGAGUUUGCAAGCACGGUCUGGGUGACACUUAUAAUAAAUUGUUUUGUGAUCAAAAACUACCUUUCGCGGAUUGCGCUAGAAAAUGGUAUGCGAAUCACAAAGCGUCUACAAAAACUGAGUCACAGAAAAUGUCUUCCGACGAAGAUGAGGGUUCCAUUUCCGAAACCCGGAUGUCUCUGCGUCGCAGUAAGCGCACCAAUCCGGAGCGAGAAGACGACGAUACCGACGCGCUCUCCGAACUAGAGACGCUCGCUAAAUUGGGAAGGAUAGAAGAAUCCCUCUCGCCCGAAUAUUGGUUUUCGGAAAGAGCGCUCGAGACGAGACUCCACCACAUCGCUCACGCCGUACAAAACUGCGAAUGGCCGUCCACGACGAUCGCAUCGAAAGAUAUUAGUCGAAGCGGCCAGACGGAUUCGCAGGAAGGAAGCGGGAAGCAAAAUCAGAAGCGGCACAUCGCUAUCGACGUGGAGACGGAGCGUGCUAAGCUCCACGCGCUGCUGUCGUCGCCGGCGGCGGCGCACGCGGCCAGCCGCGAGCCGGCGCGCACGGCCGAGCGCGACGACGCGUCCAGCGACUCGGGCUCGCGCCGCUCCACGCCCGCGCCGCCGCCCGCGCACCAGCGCGUGGCGCCCUCGCCUGCGCCGCAACCCGCGCCCGCCGCCGCCGCCGCCACCGCGCCCGUCGAUCUGUCGGCGCCGCUUGAUCUGAGCGAGGUGCAAGAUUUCUCGAUGGGACGACGUACACCUCAAACUACCGAAAGUUCCUCCUCGACCCCGGCCAGAAGUCGACUGGAUGAUACCCUUAGCAGACUUAUGAAAAGGAAGAAUGUGCCUGCACCGGAACAAAUCGUCGGAAAGGAGAAGAAAAGAAAGAAAUUGGACGAGAUUGUUCUGGGAUUGUCAGCUGCUAAAAGUCACACAUCGAGCCCGAGUCCGAGCGAGCCCGCGCGAAGCCGUAGCACGUGCAUCUUGCCUGACGUGACGGUUACGCCAGCCACCUCCGCUACUUCAACGCCUAUGCCGCCUACUCAAAAACCUUUUUCCGUAACUCUCACUAACGUUCCUUCACCCCAGGCUACUUCAAAAGAAUUAUCGUCUUUCUUGCAACAAUCUUUGGAACAAACUAACAAAGCACAGAAGGCUUCCUCGUCCGCAGUGCCAAUGAAAUCAUAUUCUCAUGAAGCUAAAGUAAAUAAAUGGUUAGCAGAACAAGCUAGCGUUGAUACUCGGCGGCGAGGAACAGCGCCGUGUCUAGCACCUGACGAACGUGUGCCGGUCGUACAUCGAGUCACAGGCAAACGAAUAGUCGGUCACAAAGCUCCACAGUUAAAGCAUUUAGCGCAAUGGAUAGCUGAGAAUCCUAUGUAUGAUAUUGAUUCUAAAUGGACAGAAGGAAUAAAAGAACACGUCAAAUUACCCCAAGAUGUACGCACUCAACGACAUUCACCAAUGCAGUCAACCAGUACUAUGGGUGAGCGCAAGAAAGGUAGGCCACCCACACUCGACUCUACUUCAACUAAUGUAUUGUCAUCAAAUGCACAUUUAAAUCAAAACAUGGCAGGGUUAAAUCCUGCUCUUUUAGCAAGCUUGUCUAGUUUAAGCGCCUUUGACCCCAAGACGUUGGCAGCAACUUUAUCAAACUUGACAGGAUUUGACCCAAAAUUGUUAAAUACGUUUGAUCCAAAAUUACUUUCCAGUUUAAGUAGUUUUGAUCCAAAAAAUAAUCCAUUAUUGAAUUCUUUCGGCAGUAUGCCUAAUUUAUUGGGGAAUUUAGCAGGAGGAAACAUAUUCGCAAAUCUGGCUGGAUUAGGACUUCCAGGAUUUUCGUCUCUAGACAUGAACGCAUUGGGUGGAGCUGGUACUUCAGCAGAUAGUAAAUCAAAGUCUUCAACAUCAACAUCAAAGAGUGGAAAUGCGUCUAGUACGAAGUCAUCAAGCUCACAAUUUCCUUUUGUGUUUCCUAAUCCCAACAUGCUUUACCCUCAAUUAGGUUUAAGUGGUCUUAAUCCAUUUGGCAUGCACACAGGCAUGUCAUCCGCAUAUGAUGCUUUAGGAUUGUUGAGCAAUAAUCUAGCUGCAAGCUCAAGUGCAUCCAGCAUGCAUAGUUCCGGUCACAGUUCCACCCGCAGCAGCACAAAAACAACGACUCCUAGAUCAUCAACAGUAGUAACUAAUUCCGGAAGUUCUCGUCAACAAAAAGUACCGGAACGACAACAAUCGAGUCAGUUGCCACAGAUAUUGUUGCCCCCAGACCCCUAUCUUUUAGAAUCUCUUUCUAAGCAAUCAUUAAAUUAUGAUUCUAUACUUCGCGGAGACAAAAGGAGCCGCGAUAGUGAAAACCAUGAAUCGACAGCUACUGAUCUGUCCAAAGCAGACAAAAAAAAACCGCCGUUUGAUGCAUUACGAUCACAAGUUCCGCCAGAAUUUGCGGCAGUUCAAGAGAAACUAUUGAAGGGAGACAAAAAAGAUAUAGAUAUAAGUAAAAUGUUAUUAGAACAAAUGGCUUCUGGGGCCCUUAGUGCCAGUCUCGUGAGUUCAUCUGAAGCCAAACGAAAUAAAGAAUCCGAGAAAGAUUCUUAUGAAAAACUCAAUAAGAAUUCGUCUGAAUAUGUAGCAAGAACAUUAUCAUCUGAUGAUGGGUCAUCUACUGUGUCACUACCACACAAGAGGACACACGAAGAAAUGAUAAGUGAGCCAGAAAAUUUAGCCUUACAAUCAGCAGAUUUAAAUCAAGCUAAGAAAUUGAAGGAGUCUUCAUCCGAAAACAUUGACAAACCGACUGAUCACCCUCCUACACAUACAGGAGAAAUGGAUCUUGAAGAUUUAAUUGCACCAUCUACAGUAAUUAAAACCGGUAUGAAAACCAGUGACUUUGAAAGUAACCUUCCUAAAAUGACAACGACUGAGUGCCCUUCGCCAUCCACACCUGUCAAUAUGGAAAGAGAAGAAAAAGGACAGCAAAAUUUGCCAAGCCCUUACCGGGAUCUUGAUUCAAAUAUGCAGGCUGGUAAUGAUAAUAGCCAAAAUGCUGAAGGCAAUAACAAACUAGAAAAUGAAAAUAAGGGCAAUGAAGACGCGUCUUCAAAUGACACUGGACGUAGAGCAAACAAGAAAAAAGGACGUAAAUCUUCAGAAGAAAUAAUUCCGUCUGGUCCUCGACGAGAACUACGAUCAAGUUCGGGACGCCAAUCUACUGAAACGAAUACAUCAAAUCAUUAAUAAUAUGUCAUUUCCAACAUACGAACCGUUUUGUUUACCACCUAUAAAAUAUUGAUCCUGACAUGUCAAUAGUUUUGGAAGCCAAAUAAUUAUUAGGCCCUUAUUUAAUGUUACUUUAUUUGGGGCCCUUGCACAGACAUUUUUGAAACUACGUUUAAUAUAAGGCUUAGAUGCAUAGUUCUAAGAAUAAUAUUCUUGUUAUAAUGUAACUCUGUAUAAUAAUAAGACUGGAUACUCUGUGUACGAUUGUUUUCGUCAAAAUAGUAGUCUUGGUAUGUCUGGACUGAACAAGAUGAGAUAACCGGUAAAGUUAUAGUGCUGACUAUUAUAACAUUAUAGUUUCAGAAAAAAAUGAAUAGAUAAAAUUUAUUCCGGUAAAUAGUUAAUUGAUGUUUUAAUGUGUUUUUCUCAGUAAAAAGUAUCAGAUCGAUAUUUACUUAUUAACUGUAAUAAUUAAGUCGUAUCCAUUCUGGUAAUAAGUGUAACAAAAACCUUAAAACUUCUCGUUGUAUUAAAAAAUACUAUGACAAGUUGACACUUAUAAGAUCUCUUGAUAAUUCUCUUAAAAUAGUAUAAUUUUGUGGGGUCACUUUGAUGCGGCAAAUAUCUUGAUGUACCCAAUACUUUAGACUGUAACCUAAGUUAGACACAAAAUGUAAUAAUUAUUUUGAUGUUGUUACAGAACUGUAACAGAUAAAUUGACUUUAAUUUUAUUAACGUAUCUGACCUAUUCAUUUUUCGUGAACAAAUUCAUAUUUUAGCAUGUAUCUUAUUGCUGGUAUCCUUUUUGUUAUAUAGGUACUGUAAUGUUGUCCAGUUUCGAUUCGACUCAAUUUUGAAUAAUUGAUAACGGUUUUGUUUUAUAAUAGUGAUUUUUAUUAUUAUUUUAUAAUUGUAAGUGAAACACUGAAUGUGAUGAAAUUAUUUAUUACAUGUAUUCUUUAUUUUGCAUUGCUAUAUUGAUGAAUUGUAUUAUAGAUAAUUAUGUGACAAAUCAAAUAAAAAGCAAAAAAUA
This is a messenger RNA of Pectinophora gossypiella (pink bollworm), 12689 nucleotides long. It is a transcript of the gene kis, whose product is annotated as chromodomain-helicase-DNA-binding protein 7. Gene Ontology annotation, molecular function: ATP-dependent chromatin remodeler activity; ATP binding; protein binding. NCBI's taxonomy places the organism in Eukaryota, Metazoa, Arthropoda, Insecta, Lepidoptera, Gelechiidae. The transcript is spliced from 16 exons. The record is from RefSeq and is a predicted model, not a curated record. Bases 299 to 11674 code for a protein of 3791 amino acids.